CCAAGAUGGCUCCUGUGAAUGUCUCACCCCCAUAGCAAAUCGAGGAUGCAAGUAGCUGCUGAAAAAACAACUUUUCCCCCGCCGUCGCAUCCCCUGGAGUUCAAUCCGUAUGUUGCGGAGGAGGCUCUAACAUCCGUCUAGGCCUCGAGCAGCCUUCGGAGCUACGCGAAAUCUUCUUCAGUCCACCAAUUUGGAGUAGUUUUCGCGAAGUAGCUCUUCUUACUGUCGCUGUCUGUCCGGAGCGAGGUUCAGGCAGGCAGGCAGCGCAUCCAAAUGGCUGAACCAAGAAAAGUGCAGUUUGUCACCCUGUCGGCCUUCGCAGCUGGAGCAGCCGCGGAGUCUAGGAAACGUCGGCUGGAGGACGAGGCCGACUUCAACUUCGGUAGAGCCGGGGAGGGAGAGGCAACCUCCGGUACAGGGGGUACUGCCAGCAACGGUCGUCUCGUGAAAGCCGACGACAGGGACAAGACUGUUACCGAGAGGAGGGCGACUGUGCGGCUGAACCUGUUCCUGUCCGAGCCUGACGACCGCUCCUCCGCCGAGUUUAAUUAUGGCGAACUCAUCCAGAAUCUCCAGGCAAAGAGUAAUCCUUCAAGUUUGGUAUCAGCUCCCAACCGCAACGACCCCUUCAAUGAUGAGGAGAGAGAGCGGCUUCAGGUGGAAGCCCUGGCAAGGAAGUUUGAAAAUAAAUAUGGUAACACAGAGAAGAAGAAGAGGAAGGACAGAAUGCAAGAUUUGAUUGAUAUUGGGUUUGGCUAUGAUGAGACAGAUCCCUUUAUAGAUAACUCAGAAGCUUACGAUGAACUGGUGCCCGCCUCUCUGACCACAAAGCUGGGGGGAUUUUACAUCAACACCGGCACGCUGCAGUUCAGAGCGGCCUCUGACUCGGAGGGAGAGGACGACAAGAAGCUGAAUAAUGACAAGGAGCAGGUGAUUAAGAGGAGGAAGAAAAAGGAAAGUAACAACCUGGAAGAGAAGAACCCGAAGAAGAACAAAGUACCUAAACAAGGAGUGACUGCUCUCAAUCUUCACCGGCCAGAGAAAAAGAAGAGAAAGAAAUUAAUGAAGGACUCGUUGUACCUGGCGGCCAUGCUGCGGCGCUUCUCCCGGGAGAAGGAGGAGAUGAGGAAAAGAAACCCCAGUAUUGCUCGCCCCGGCCUCUCAGGAGGUGCAGCUAGCAAACCCCAGACAAGCAACUCCACUAACCUUCCAUUAGCCUCUAAUUCCAUCCAGCCGCAAGGCAACGCGACCGGCAACGACCUCUCGCUGGCGGAUCUCACCUCGGACCCUGCCGUGAUGGCGCUGCUGGGCUCCGCUAAUGAGAAAGAUUUGCAGGAUCUGCUGGUCGACCUGGACUUCAGCUUGUUGGACAGCGACCCACAUGCCAUUGUGACAGCCAGAGAGAACGGCAUUCUGGGAGUUGGUGUCCCCGGUCAUAAAGCAGUUGGAGGAAGUGGCCAAGGACGAGGCAUGGGGUCUUCCAGCGGACUGUUUCCCCCCCCUCCGCUGCCCAAUGGUUUGCCUGCCCCUCUUAUUAAACGCAUUGAGGACCUGCGGGCGGCCUCGCGGCAGUUUGAUCAGGAGGGCAGGAAGAAAUUUUUCACCCUGGACAUGAAUAACAUUCUCCAGGAUAUCGAGCUGCAGGUCCAGGGGCAGCCUCCCGGGGUGCGCUCUGACAUCUACUCGCACAUGGAAGCGUUCGUGCCAUGCAACAAAGAGGCUCUCCUCAAGCGGCUGAAGAAGCUCAGCCUCAACAUCCAGGACGAUCGGCUGCGGACGCCGUUGCUGGAGUUAAAGCUAGCGGUGUGCAACGUGAUGCCGGAGCAAAUAGCCAGAUAUAACAUGGACUGCAUGGCCAAGGUUGCAAAGCAGCAGUCAGAAGAGGGCGAUAAGAAUGGCUCAGAGGAGGAGGAUGAGGAGAAACCUGGGAAGAGAGUGAUGGGCCCUCGAAAGAAAUUUGUCUGGGACGACAAGCUCAGGAACCUGCUUUGCAGCUUGGUGCGAGUGAAGCUGAGUUGCUAUGAGAUGGAGAACCAGUGCUCCCUGUCUGUGGAGGACUACCUCAAGGUCUUCUUAGAGAAUGAAGUCAGACCACUGUGGCCCAAAGGCUGGAUGCAGGCCAGGAUUCUGUUCAAGGAGAGUCUCUCUGUUCACAGUCACCUCACUGGAAACUUAAUCAAGAGGAGAGUCGUCCCUGGACCCAAGGCUAAAGCCAAGGAGGGUCCUUGGAUCCACAAACCUCCUCUCACUAUGACCUCCACAUCUGCCCUCACCUCCAACCGCCACCCCCCCUCGUCCUCGCCCUCAGAGCCCAUCUGUCUGUCAGACUCUCUGGACGAGGAUUUGACCGCUCCCACUCUGGACUCGAUCUCCCACGCUCUGGCCCUCCUCAGCAACGCAUCCAAGGGCCUGGGCCCUGCAGACAGCCCCCUGUCGCCCCCACCCCUGCAGAUACCAGCCUCUUCACCUCCACCCGUUGCCCCUCACUAUCCCUCGGCCUCUCAGCAGUCUGUCUCGGUUGCGUCCGUAACGCAGCAACAUUCCCUGUCUAAGGUGGAAACCACUCUGCUAACAGCCGUGUCUGUCGGCUGCUUGCCAACAACAACAACACUAGCAAACCCUUCCUCUACCUCCUCUUCCUCAUCUCCGGUGGUCUCUUCCAUGGCCCGCGUGCAGGCGUCAGGCCCGUCGUUGGCCUCCAGGACUGCAGACGGCCACUACGGCCAAAUUAAAGGGUCCACUCUGGGCCAAACUCAGACCCAGAGACAAGUUACCAUGGCUUCACCCAAUCACAGGCCAAGCUCUGUGAUUGGGAAGAUGCAUCCGCACCCUUCCCCUUCGCCACCAAAGCAGCGGCCUCCCCCCACAGCUUCCCCAUUGCUGCCUCCCCAACAGAAAGGUUUUGCCAGCCUGGCUGGGAUACUGGGACCAAUGGGAACCACUCAAGGAUUGUCCAAGAGCAGUGCCAAAUCUGGCUGCAUAAGCAGCAAUGGCAACAUCACGCCUUCCUCCUCCCCUUCCUCACAGUCCCGGCCCAACUCUACCUCCCACCACGGCUUACAGUCCUUUUGUCCCCCCUCCCCGGCCGCAGCCCCCUCUCCAUCCUCCACUUCCCACACCUCACACUCUUCUCAAGGCAAAACCCACACACACCAUCACCACCAGCCUAACUUCAUCACCCCCAUGCAGGCCACCCUCACCAAGUCCUCCCACAGCAGCAACUCGUCUCCCAUCAUUAAACUCACCCCACGGCCCCCUGCACCCACCCCGCCUCCUUCUUCUACCCCGUCGCCGUCUUCCUCACCCUCGCACCAGCUCUCCCAUCAGAUGAUGCCCGGCCAACAGCAGCAGCACCAGUACUCGCACAAAACCUCCAAAACAUUUCGCCCCCCCUUCAGUGUAUCGGGCUGCGGACAGGUGAAGCAAACACAGGGCAACUUUAGCUUCACCAGCGGCCUGAAACCUCAGUCCACGACGAGCAACAGCAGCGUCAACAACAAAGGAGACAUCUCAGCCGUCUGCAGCCAUCCAGACAAAACUCCCCCUUCUGCAACGUCAGUGCCGGCCAAUCACGGGCAGCGGCAGAGGGUGGUGGGUGCAGCCAGCCAGGUCUCAAAGGCAGGAAACGGUUGGUCGCCAUCAGGAACUUUGGCCACGUCCUCCACAACAUCCCACCUCUCACAGGUAUCAACUGCAGGCUCUUCUCUCCUUAGCAACCACUCUGCUCUACCGCUGGGCUUCGGGAUGUUAGGAGGCCUUGUACCUGUCUCGCUACCUUUUCAGUUCCCCUCGUUGCUCAAUUUCAGCGCUCCUGGAGCCUCAGGGGCCGCUGGCAUGGGCUCAACCCCCAGCUCCAACUCAGGAUACCCCAUAGCACAGAGCGACCUAAUGGAUCUAUAUAAGAGUCUCCAGUCAGGGUCGCAGGCUGCCCUACCUCCUCACUUGCAGCUUGCUUUCUCAGAUGCGAACCAAAGCCAGGGGGGAGACAUGAAGAGGAAAACCCACUGACCAAUAAGACGAGAUAAUUCCAGCGGGGUGACCUCACCGCUUGCUGGACGCAUUCACCGAUACGAAUCGUCGUUUAGCUCGCCAAGCGGGACGUUGCAACGCGAGGAAACGACGAGGCUCCACUGUCCCUACAAAAACAAACUUUAAACGAAGCACCAGUUCAUUCUGGCUUCAAGAGGCAAUGAUUUAACUUAACUGUAUUUUCUACGAUGAACCGGGUAUGAGAACAAGACGAGUGAAUGAUGAGAACACUUAACUUUUGUUCAGCUUUUUCUUUCUUUAUUUUUUUUUCGUCAACAUGUUUACAUACGACCGACCUUUAUCACUGUGGAAUGAGUGUGAGCGAGGUGAUGGUACAGAUGAGAAGUAGUGCGCUACAUAAUAUAAUUUGUAUUUAAGAUUUAUGUGGAAUAACAGGACUCCUGUUCUUUGCAGUACAAAAAAAAGGAAAAAAAUCUGAAAAAUUUAGAUUAUUUUUAUUUUGUUUUUCCGUCUUAUGUCUCAGAUGUGGGAAUUGUGUCUGUAGAAGUUUAUCGUUGGUCACCUCUGCUCCCACAGAUGACUGUUAAAUAGUAGCUUAAAUUAAUAUUGAUAAAUUAUUUGUUAUUUACACAGGGACAAAAACACAAGGGUGAGUGAUGAGGUUGAUUUGAAUGUGUGUAUGUACAUAUAUAAGAAAAAAACAAAACAAACAUAGCAUACUGUUAAUAUCUUUCCAGAUUAUUCUCUAUGACUAGGACUAGGGAAGGAUAUAUUCCCCUUUUACAAUAAUGAGCCAGUGUAAGUUUGAUGCCCCUCUGUUGCUCAAUAUGUUUUUGGUGCUGUUUAUUCACACUGGACCUUUUUCUUUUUUUUCUUGACGGAAAACAAAAAACAAACAAAAAAAAAAAAAAAAAAACUUGAAAAGGUUUUAAGAUCCUCUUCUGGACAGAGUGACUCUGUUAGAGGGGAGAAACUAAGAUUGUAGCCUACUUGAAUUAUUAUUUUUUACCUUUUUCUCUGCUUACUGACUCAAACCAACUUAAUAUAACAAAACGCCUUAGUUUGUAUGGAUAAAAGUAUGAAAAAGAUCUAUGCAGGACUGUAAAAGCUCAAUGCAAAAGUGCAAGUUGCCGCUUGGCUUUCAACCUCUACUCGACUCCUCGUGCAUUUCUGGACUUGUUAUUGUUUGACUUGAGACUCCGGAUUUUUCUGUGUUCAGACUGAAAGUGAAGUUGAGAUGCAGUAGGAGUACUAUGAACUGUGUUUAAAGUACUACAGGUUUUACUGCUGUUGCCAUCUUUGUAACUUAUCAAAUCCAGAGGCUUUUUUAAAAGUUUUUUAAUAACUAUUACACAAAGAGAAAAAUAAACAAAGAUGAAUUCAAACUGGAUUAUUUUUUAUUAUUUUAUUAUUACAGAAGAAACCAGAUUUAAUUAAAUAACGAUGCAUUUCCUGAAAUAUGAGGUUCACAGAUUAAAAGUCUUAGACAAGGAUAAACAACCUAAAAAUGCCAAUAUAAUACGAUGUGAAAUUAUUUAGAUUUGAUUGGAUUCUGGACUCAUCAAUCAAUAUGAAACGAUUUUUAACACAGCCCCUUCCAUUCAUAUCGAUUCUAUAAAAGACACUAAAAUAUAAACAUCUUGAAAAAUCUGUUCAUUUAAGCAAAAAAGAAAAAAUACAAUUUGGAUCAAAGCUUUUGGCUUGUUGAUUAUUGGUGAAAACAGUUAAGAGUCCGUACUUCUGAAAUAAUUAGUUUAAUUGCUUUUAAUAUUAUGUUAACCAGUUAAACCUGACACAAAACAUACCACGCAAAAAAAAAAUUAUCUGCCCUUAAAAAAAACAAAAAACAAAUUAAAACAUAAUGGUAGUAAUACGCAUGUAUGUCGGAUUUAUUA
Melanotaenia boesemani (Boeseman's rainbowfish) is the source of this 5885-nucleotide messenger RNA. RefSeq names its product ubinuclein 2a (gene ubn2a). The transcript has 17 exons. Gene Ontology annotation, cellular component: nucleus. Bases 274 to 4008 code for a protein of 1244 amino acids. NCBI's taxonomy places the organism in Eukaryota, Metazoa, Chordata, Actinopteri, Atheriniformes, Melanotaeniidae. The record is from RefSeq and is a predicted model, not a curated record.